Messenger RNA from Quercus robur (English oak), 718 nucleotides. RefSeq lists its product as uncharacterized. Lineage: Eukaryota; Viridiplantae; Streptophyta; Magnoliopsida; Fagales; Fagaceae. The record is from RefSeq and is a predicted model, not a curated record. Bases 1 to 681 code for a protein of 226 amino acids. The transcript is spliced from 3 exons.
AUGGCAGGUAGACGGCGCCCACAAGUCAGCCUUGAGGAGUUUAGCUUCCUUGAAAAGGUUUGCAAGAAGACUACGCCGGAGGAAAGGACUUGGGCGAAGUUGGUGAACCCGAGGACCAUACAUUGGUACUGCGACGGUCCUGAGCCCACCCAAGAAGCGAUAAGAUACGACGAGCGAGUUCACAAACAGAUGGAUGACGCAAAGAGGAGAGCUUUGAUCAAGUCCCAAGCCGUCAAGAAGAGGGAAUCCGGCGAGGAGGUUCCUAAGGCAUCAGCUUCAAUCCCUAAAAGGAAACUGACGACAAAAUCCGACCGUCCCUUUAAGCAACCAAAGGUCUCUCUUGAACCUGUGGUUGGCUUAAUGGCUGAGGGUAACAAGGCCGUCACCCCAGCGAAGCAGGGGAAGGGCAAAGGAUUGAUGGCGGUCCCAGACGGUAAGCAAGAGAGACCUCCUUCCCUUCUUCGUGAUGACUCCAAGUAUGCAUUGGAGAAACUGUCGUCCAUCAUCACGGCAGAAGACUACGAAGACCUGGGAAACCAUUCGACGGAGGCCAUGGGGGAGACGGGCCUCUUCGCCGUCGCUCAGGUUGGUUAUGUUUGUCAAAUAAGUUUUUGUUUUUCAUUCUUCCUGUUACUUACAUUAUGUGACGGUCUCUUUUCUACUUGCAGUCCUUGGUCAUGAUGAAGGGACUACUUGACCGGUGUCUCAACCGUGAGAG